This is a messenger RNA of Thlaspi arvense, 1065 nucleotides long. The record is from the annotation of a GenBank genome assembly. NCBI's taxonomy places the organism in Eukaryota, Viridiplantae, Streptophyta, Magnoliopsida, Brassicales, Brassicaceae.
AUGAUUGACCAAGAGCUUCUUGUCUCUGUUGGAACUUACAUGGAGAGAAAUAGAGGGCACAGGAAUCAUGUUCUCGCAAUUGCAUGGUCACCAGAUGCUAAGUCACUCGUGAGUGGUGAUAAAGAUGGCAAAGUCUGUUGUUGGGAUCCAAUCAAAGGGGAGUUACAGGGCAAUCCACUUACAGGUCAUAGGAAAUGGAUUACUGGUAACGCGUGGGAACCGGUUCAUUUAAACUCUCCAAGCCGGAGAUUUGUGACUUGUAGCAAAGAUGGGGAUGCAAGGAUUUGGGAUUUGAAACUGAGGAGAUCUCUAAUCUGUUUGAGUGGACACACACGUGCUGUGACCUGUGUCAAAUGGGGUGGAGAUGGAACCAUAUAUACAGGCUCCGAAGAUUGUACGAUAAGGAUGUGGGAGACUACGCAGGGGAAGCUUAAACAUGUAUUGAAAGGGCAUGCGCAUUGGGUGAAUUCUCUUUCAUUGAGUACAGAGUAUGUACUUAGGACAGGAGCUUUUGACCACACUGGAAAAGAAAUAUCUUCAGAUGAAGAAAUGAAAAGGAUUGCUCUUGAAAGGUACAUGAAAGCAAAAGGGAAGGAUUCUCCUGAAAGAUUAGUGUCUGGUUCUGAUGAUUUCACAUUAAUCCUUUGGGAACCAUCUGUCAGCUUACAACCUAAAACCAGCUUAGAAGCUAGUAAAGAAGAUCGCUUGACGGGUCAUCAAAAGGUUGUUGUAAACCAUGUGUGUUUCUCACCAAAUGGGCAAUGGAUUGCAAGUGCAUCGUUCGAUCACUCUGUGAGGCUAUGGAAUGGUACCACAGGGGCUUUCGUUGCAAGAUUCCUUGGCCAUGUUAGAGAUGUUUAUCAGAUCAGUUGGUCCGCCGACAGUAGGAUGCUUUUGAGUUGCAGUCAAGAUUCUACUCUCAAGGUUUGGGAUAUUAGAACGAAAACGUUAAAACGUGAUCUUGCUGGUCAUGUGGCUGAGGUUUAUGCUGUGGAUUGGAGUCCAGAUGGUGAGAAAGUAGCCUCUGGUGGUAAAGAUAAAGUUCUCAAGCUAUGGAAAGGUUAA